Sparassis crispa is the source of this 1173-nucleotide messenger RNA. Its product is annotated as TAP42-like protein. The transcript is spliced from 6 exons. Gene Ontology annotation, biological process: regulation of dephosphorylation; regulation of signal transduction. Lineage: Eukaryota; Fungi; Basidiomycota; Agaricomycetes; Polyporales; Sparassidaceae. Gene Ontology annotation, molecular function: protein phosphatase 2A binding. The record is from RefSeq and is a predicted model, not a curated record. The coding region runs from base 1 to 1173 and encodes 390 amino acids. Gene Ontology annotation, cellular component: cytosol.
AUGUCCGACAUCCCUCUCUCCACUCUUUACCAUCGCGGGCUCACAGCUGCGGCAAAAGCAGUCAACCUCCCUACUAUUCAGGAUGAAACUCAGGAGCUCUUACAGGCUGCACUGUCCGAUCUACGGCUUGUCCAAUCUCGCGUCGCGUCUCUAUCACUUUUCAGCCAGAAUGAAUUGCUGUCCGAUAUUCCAAGCCGUGAUCUAGUCUACCUGCUCCUUCCAUUCAUUCUGGCCGAGAUACACGGUCGAGUGAGGACGACGGAUACGGAAGAGCGCAUGGACCAAGUAAUGCGUGCACAGAGUUCAUUGCGCAUAUUCCUAACAACUCUAGAUAAGCUCGAGGUCGUCCCUGAGUCGGAGAAGACGUUGUAUGCGCAAAAGACAUCAACAAUGAACGAUCCUGCGAAACGGAGGGAACUCAAGAUCAAACAGUAUCAGAAGGAGAAAGAGAUCAGGUCGAGAAUUCAGGCAGUGCGCAAGCGACGCUACCAAGGCAGAAUACCUAACGAGCCCACUUCAGACUUCGAACUCAUCGCCUCUCUUCUACCUGACCCGUCCAAAGCGGCAUCUGCUUCAGAAGAUGACCCGGACACGGAAGAUGUCCUCCGCCAAGCUACGCUUCUUCUCUUGCGCCUCACUUACGCAGAAGCACAUGCUCAGUCGGAGAGCCUGGACCAAGAGCUCCAACUCUUACGCAGUGCUCCUCCCCCUCGGCCUGUAGAACUAGCCUCCGAUUAUUCCCGUCGCCGGAAGGAACCCCAGAGCGAUGACAUGUGGCGGUUAGAUGCCCCUAUACCAUCUGGUGGACCAGACGGCAAGGGCCCGUUGUUGGAUUCCAGCGGAAAGCCUCUGCGCCCAUUCACCAUUCUUCCUGCUUCGUCUGACCGGGCUCGUUUACAAGCAGAAGUAUUCCGGCCGGACCAUCGUCUGCCUACUAUGUCGGUUGACGAGUACCUUGAGGUCGAACGUCAACGUGGUUAUAUCAUCACCGGGGGCGGACCCCAGUCGGAGGCGGCGCCCACGUCAUCUGAACAACUUGCCCUCGACGCUGAAAUGGAAGGCACGGUGUUCGCAGAACAGAAGGCGGAGGAGAAAAGGCAGAAGGACGAGGCGUGGGCUAGAUACACCGAUACGCAUCCCAGAGGUGCAGGUAACACCAUGAACCGUGGCUGA